AUGUUCAGCCCAAAUCGACGAUCCUAUGGAUUUCGUCAAAUUACGUUCAAUUCUGAUCGAUAUAUAAUUACACAAGAAGAACAAGUCAAUUUCUUUUUCAUAAUUACUAGCGGGCAGGUUGUGGUCUCGAAAAAAUCAUCACCAGAUCAAGAAGUUGUAUUAAAAAUAUUAGGUGAAGGUGAUUAUUUCGGUGCAUUACCAAUCUUUUUUAAUAUUCCGUCUCAUGUAGCACUGAAAGCCAGGGAUCAGGUUACAUGUAUGAUGAUGGAUCGACAAACUUUUCAAGGUAUGGUUGCACCUGAAAUUAAAUCAAUUGAGCGCAUUACACAAGCAUAUUAUGAAUUUAUUCAUUCAGUUGAAAAAUAA
This is a messenger RNA of Rotaria sp. Silwood1, 366 nucleotides long. NCBI's taxonomy places the organism in Eukaryota, Metazoa, Rotifera, Eurotatoria, Philodinida, Philodinidae. The record is from the annotation of a GenBank genome assembly.